AUGGCCCACAGCGGCGGCACCGGCAGCUCCGGGCCCUGGUGGAAAUCGCUAACCAACAGCAGGAAGAAAAGCAAGGAAGCCGCGGUAGGGGCACAGCCUCCCGCGCAAGCCGCCCCCGGGGAGCCCGCGCCGCCCGCGCCGCCCAGCCCGGACUGGACUAGCAGCUCCCGGGAGAAUCAGCACCCCAAUCUCCUCGGGGGGACCGGCGAGCCCCACAAGCCGGACAAGUUGUGCGGAGAGAAAUCGGGCGGCAACCGCCGCAAUUUGAAGAUCUCGCGCUCCGGCCGCUUUAAAGAGAAGAGGAAAGUUCGCGCCACUCUGCUCCCCGAAGGAGUCAGGUCCCCGGAGGAGGCGGACUUCCCUGGUGACCCGCACGGCGACAUGCAAUAG
Messenger RNA from Odobenus rosmarus divergens (Pacific walrus), 390 nucleotides. It is a transcript of the gene PRR15, whose product is annotated as proline rich 15. The transcript has a single exon. Bases 1 to 390 code for a protein of 129 amino acids. The record is from RefSeq and is a predicted model, not a curated record. Lineage: Eukaryota; Metazoa; Chordata; Mammalia; Carnivora; Odobenidae.